Messenger RNA from Eucalyptus grandis, 3196 nucleotides. RefSeq lists its product as uncharacterized. The record is from RefSeq and is a predicted model, not a curated record. The transcript is spliced from 6 exons. NCBI's taxonomy places the organism in Eukaryota, Viridiplantae, Streptophyta, Magnoliopsida, Myrtales, Myrtaceae. Bases 372 to 3020 code for a protein of 882 amino acids.
AUCCCAGCUUUGAGUUUCCGCAGUUUCUCCUGUUCACCGAGCGUCCCAAGUCCUCCUUGUCUCUCUCAGCUUUUUCCUCCUUUUUUGCUGUGUCGUGGUUGUUACGAAUUGGACGCCAUUCAAUGCGAAGGAAUGUCGCUCGAUGGGGGAGUGAUUGACGCUUGACUUCCCCCCACAGCAAUGGGAAGAGAACGACUCUGCUUUUGCGGCCAUGACAGUCAUGGGUUCUCUGCUUGUUCUGAUCUCUGACCCCUCGAGGACUUAAGUCAAAGUGUGAGAGUGUCUUGGCUCGUAAUGGGACACUUUGGUGAUCAGUGAGGCAUAGAUGGAAUAGGAAUAUCAUUUGUUACUGCAGUGGAUGCUCUAGCUGCAUGGGAGGCUUAUCACAUGUUUUUGAUCAAAGAAGCAUGGCCAGGAAAGUCUUUUCCCAAAAGAAACAUGUCGGAGGUCAUGAAGCACCCAGGAAUAGUUUAGAGCUGCAAGCAGAAGCUUCUGAGGGCUGUUGUGCUAUAGGCGAUAUGCCGUAUUCUUAUGGCAUGGAUCAAGAUCGGUAUAAGAUGAAGCGUCAUCCAGUUGAGGCUCCAAUGAAGAAAUUGAUAAGUGAGGAGAUGUCCAGCAGAUCAUUUAACAGACAAAACUCACCAAGCAUCGUGGCUCGGCUAAUGGGGAUGGAUAUCUUGCCACCAGAUAACAAUUCUCAAGCCCAUUCAACUGAGAAGAAAAAAGAGAGCAUGAAAACCAACUUUUCAAGAAAAGAGAGGAAGGAAAGGGGCUUGAUGUCUCACAGUUCAUCUAACUCUGGUUCUUUGGGGCACAUGGAGCUUUGCUCAUCCUCUCAUAAUUCAGAUAGGGAUGUUGACAGAGGGAGAAGCGUCCAAAAAUCAACAAAACAGAGGCGCCGAGAACAUCCACAAGAGGAGGAACUGCAGAAGUUCAAGAAAGAAUUUGAAGCUUGGCAAGCAAAUAGGCUCAGGGAAUUUACAAAGUUUGUCGAGCUUGAUGAUGCUCCUAUGCAGUUGGCUGGUGGUCAAGAGAGCUGCAACUUAAAAAUGAUAUCACUUCAUGCAAAUCAUGAAAAAAGCAUGAUUGAGAAGCCCAGGAGAACUGAUAUAGCAAAAGCGAAAUCGAUUGAAAGAGACCCUUCAUUACACAGGGAAAAAACUGGACUCGUCCCGGCUAAGCAGUACGAGUCUUGUUCUUUGAUGAGCAAAAGUCUAAACAAGGACAUUGAACAAUGUAGUGCAGUGAUUUCUGGUGAGAAACUGGACUCUUAUCUUGGCCCUACGAGGAUAGUAAUAUUGAAGCCUGGUCCUGAUAGGUUCUGGCAUGAAGAAUCAUGGCCCAGUUCCUCCGGAACGGAUGAAAGGGGCAGCAUAGAAGAUUUUCUUCAGGAGGUGAAAGAACGGUUGAAAAGUGAAAUUCAAGGAAGGGCAGUUAAAAGGAGUUCCGUGGUCAGAGGAAGUGGAAUUGAGACCCCUUUCAAUGAAAGACCAUCUGAUUCAAAGCAAAUAGCACAGAACAUAGCAAAACAAGUCAGAGAGAGUGUUACUAGGGAUCUUGGGGUGAAUUUGCUCCGUUCAGAAUCAACUAGAUCUUAUAGAAGUGAAAUUCAGUUGAAUCCACCAGGUUCCCCAGAAUUUAUUAACCGAGAUACAAGGAAGUUCUUGACAGAGAGGUUGAGGAAUGUUCUGAAGAGUGAUAGUCUUUUGGAUUUGCCCAGAGAAGCAAGUGACAGCUCCAGUUCGUCCUUGUUAGGCGAUGAAAGGCCUAGCAUAAAACACGUGGACAAUGCUUUGAGAAUGAUAAAUGAACCUUGCUACUGGGAAAAUGUAAAAGAUGAACAUCAAAUGCAAGCUAGAUCAUUCAGACAUGGGUCAGAUGAUGAUCGUGUUCUCCACAGGGAAUUAUCCCCAAGAAACCUUGUAAGAUCCUUGUCCGCUCCUGUAUCAGGAACAUCCUUUGGGAAACUUCUCCUUGAAGACCGCCACAUUUUGACUGGUGCUCAUAUCAGAAGAAAGCAUGAAGUUGUUGAAAAUGUGCCAAUAGAUGCCAAGAAAGUGAAAAAGGAAAAGCUCAAGUUCAAAGAGAAGGUCCAUAACUUCAGAUACACAUUCACUCUGAGAAGGAGGCUGUUUGGCAAAAGGGUCCAAUCCGUAGCAGAAUCAUAUAACUUUGAGACUGACUUCAUGAAAGACAUUAUGAGUGGGCCAACAGUCGUCAUGAACUUUGGCGAGUGGCAUGAGAAUUCUACUGAAGUGCCCCCUAGCCCUGCGUCUGUGUGCAGCAGUUCUCAAGAAGAGCUUUGGAGACCAAGUAACAACCUGAGCCCUAUGUCAACGCCAGACAGGACUGUCGGAGAAGAAGAUGUGGUGCCACAAGUUUUCAGAGAAAUCAGCUUGAAUCUGAAUGAGCUGAGGAGGCAACUAAAUCAGCUUGGAUCUGAUGAGCCUCUGGAGACAACUGAAGAGCAGCCUAUUGAAUGUAAAAUGGUCGAGUUAGAGGACAAGAUGGAAGAAUACAUAAGAGAUCUGCUUGUUGCUUCUGGCUUGUACGACGGAUCAUCUAAUGUGUAUCUAUCCAGAGUAGACACACUUGCAAAGCCUAUCAGUGACUUGGUAUUUGAAGAAGUGGAGGAAUCUCAUGGGAAGUUGGCCAACCAACACGGCACUUCAGUGAACGACAAGAAUGAAAAAGGAACAGAGCACAAGUUAUUACAUGAUUUGUUAAAUGAAGCACUUUCAACAAUUCUUGGACCACCGAGAAGAAAGAAUGCUGGUUCAUUCAAAGUGCUACAUCCGCGAGGAAGGGAAUUGCUGAGAUCGGUUUGGGAGAUCAUACGAGUUUGUGUUUAUCCUCCAAUUGACAGGUCAUAUUACUCACUAGAUAAUAUGAUGGCCCGGGAUCUCGAAUCAAUCCCAUGGCUCAGUUUGUUGGAUGAUGAAAUGAAUCAACUAGGGAAAGAGGUGGAAAGUCUAAUAAUUGGAGAUUUAGUUGAGGAAAUUGUAAAGGACAUGUGUUAAAAAUGUGCACGAGGAAAGAUCUUUUUCUUUAUAUAUAACGCGAGACAAUUCUCUCCGUCAGGUCAAGCAUUGAUAGGAAGGAGAAUGCGGAGGUGCAUAGCUAGUGCUGUUGAUUAGUACGUGAUAGUGUGGGAUUUGGGUGUUGCUAUGGGCAUUGCGUGUGCAUUUGUACAUAA